Strongylus vulgaris is the source of this 1497-nucleotide messenger RNA. Lineage: Eukaryota; Metazoa; Nematoda; Chromadorea; Rhabditida; Strongylidae. The record is from the annotation of a GenBank genome assembly.
AUGUUGCUCAAUUUUGUUGCUGAAUUAUAUUCGCGUAUGGAUGCGCUCCAAUGCGAAGUUAUGAACGUUGUAGCGGGGGCAGUUCAACAGGUCGAAGACGUUGACGGACUUCGCAUCCAGUCGGAGUUUAGCCGCUUUUUAAAAGAGUGGGUGUUAGCUUCUAUCCUUAUAUCUUUCCUUCGCUACAUCAAUUAUUUCCCUAAACUUUGCCAACAGAUUGGCUCUAAUAAGUUGUGGAAUGCAUUGGUAAUAAGGAAACGGAUGAAAUUGAUCUUCUUAUGGCUCUUAGUACCGCCAUUCAGAUUUACCGACGAGAAUGGUGUGAGAAUUUAUGAUAACGCCAUUUCGGCUUUGAUUGAGCCCGAGAGAAACACACUAUAUGUGGACAUGCGUCACAUCCAUUCCUACAGUGCUACCCUUUACGGAACAAUAGAGCUUCAGUUUUACAAGCUUUAUCCUUAUGUAUGUGAAGCCCUGCAGCUGGCCGUUAUCGAUAGUUGCAGUGAAGAUGCUGACAGGCACCGAAUGCAUAAAAAAGAAGUUUACGUUUCUUUUGCUGGUCUUGAAAACCGCGUCAAUGUUCGAGAGUUAACGGCGGAAAAAAUAGGUGCUAUGGUUUGCAUUAAUGGACAGGUCGUGCGUACCCAUCCUGUUCAUCCCGAACUAAGCCGGGCUACUUUCAUUUGCGAGGAUUGCGGAGUCACAACGAGGAAUGUUCUUCAACAAUUUAGAUAUACACAAGUACAGAUUCUUUAUCUGCUAGCUCUUACUGUACUUUUUGAAGAUGACUUACCGACGCGUUGUACAAAUCCUCAGUGUAUGAAUCGUAAUAGAUUCAGUCUUGAUGUUGAUGACUCUUCAUUCGUCGAUUUUCAAAAAAUUAGGAUCCAGGAAACUCAAGCUGAGUUGCCUCGCGGUUCUGUUCCAAGAACAUUCGACGUGAUUGUUCGUGGAGAAAUGGUUGAGUCUGUCCAGCCAGGUGAUCGAUGUUCAUUGACUGGAACUCUUAUAGUUAUUCCAGAUAUAUCUCAACUGAGUUCCCCAGUAACAUUCUCAGGUCUCCGUGCCGAAGCUGGUGGGGACAACCGUGGUCGCGCUUCAGAAAGGGAUGCAGGACUGACAGGGUUGAAAGCAUUAGGUGUACGUGAUCUUAACUACAAACUGGCAUUCCUUGCUUGCCACAUUGAGUCUAAUAAUACCAAGUUUGGUGGUAAAGACUUUUCACACGAGAAUAUUGAUCAUUUGCGACUUUGGAAGCAGAUGAGCAAUCAAGAACACGCAGUUUUGAAGACAAUGAGUGAAGACAAACGCAUUUCUGAAAAUUUGGUUGAAAGUCUAUUUCCGAAUAUAUAUGGAAAUGAUGAGGUAAAACUUGGUGUUCUGCUCAUGUUAUUUGGAGGAGUUGCGAAAAAGAGCAAAAGCGAUGGGACUACCCUACGUGGUGAUAUCAACGUAUGUCUUGUCGGCGAUCCAUCAACAGCAAAGAGUCAGAUUCUG